Messenger RNA from Hibiscus syriacus, 851 nucleotides. Its product is annotated as SNF1-related protein kinase regulatory subunit beta-3-like. The transcript has 3 exons. Lineage: Eukaryota; Viridiplantae; Streptophyta; Magnoliopsida; Malvales; Malvaceae. The record is from RefSeq and is a predicted model, not a curated record. The coding region runs from base 181 to 534 and encodes 117 amino acids. Gene Ontology annotation, molecular function: protein binding.
GUAAGCUCCAAAGCUUGGUGACAUUGAAAAAUUAUUCAACUAUUUUUGUGUGAAGUUUUGGUUUUUUCGAGCAGAGGCGUGGGAUUGAAAAUCUGGGAGUUUUGGUGAUUGAGGCUCACAUGUUGUAUUACUGUUUUGUUUAUAAUUCAGCUCUGCUAGCCUCUUGUAUCACUGCUCAGAAUGAACAACCAAUAUGGUGUCGAUCAAGAUGAAGCAAAAGUCAUUGGGUUUGAAGUGCCAAGAUCACCUGAUUCAAGUUAUAAUAAUGCCUACCCUGGGAGUGAAGAUGAUGCACGUGAUCCACCAGUUGUCCCUCCACACCUACAUCGUUCGUUGCUUAGCUAUCCCUCAAGUCUGAAUGCUUCUGGGAGUAUUCCUUCGCCAGAAAAUGUGAUUCUAAAUCAUCUUUACAUUGAGAACCGAGAAGCACCUAGAUCUGUAGUGGCACUUGGGUUUACUCAUCGUUUUCGUUCAAAGUAUGUUACUGUUGUCCUAUACAAACCAGUUCCAAGAAGGGGGAGUACCAGUUCUUAAGAUAUGAACAUCGAGUAGGCCUGUUGGGUUUGUUGGUUAGCCCUAGUGAUGGAAUAGCUGCAUUCGACUCAAAUAGGGAAUUAGGAGAAAGAACAUUUAUCGGUUUCACUUGAUGCCUUGGGGUUGUCCUUUGAAACCUGAAACUUAACAAUUGACAUGAAAUACCAGUUAUUGUGAUACAUGUAAAGCUUUAUUGUUUCUCUUUUAACCAGUAUUUGGGGUAUUGUGAGCUUGUUUGCUGCCUAGGAUGGUAGUAAAUACUUAAAAGCACUUGUAUUUGUGGGCAUUGAAUUAAUGGAUUAGUUUGUUUUGAUGGA